This is a messenger RNA of Aplysia californica (California sea hare), 1681 nucleotides long. RefSeq names its product alpha-(1,3)-fucosyltransferase 7. The transcript is spliced from 7 exons. Gene Ontology annotation, cellular component: membrane. The record is from RefSeq and is a predicted model, not a curated record. Gene Ontology annotation, molecular function: alpha-(1->3)-fucosyltransferase activity. Bases 412 to 1665 code for a protein of 417 amino acids. NCBI's taxonomy places the organism in Eukaryota, Metazoa, Mollusca, Gastropoda, Aplysiida, Aplysiidae.
ACAUCAUGUGACCAAGGGGGAGGGGAGAAUUUUUCCUCAUUCUUUGCUUUACUUCUGAAAACUUUGCAAACAAUGGUCAAGGCAGAGUGUGGACACAUAUUAUUAUACACUCGUAUUAUAUAAUUCUUGGAAGCAAUGAUUUAUGAUGACUAUGACUGUCCGGUUUUCUGAUUUUGUCCGUCACUGCCUGGUGGUGCAUUAUAGUUUUUUUGUGGAAAGAGAAAGGUUUUGUUUUGGUGUGGAUUAAUGCUGAUGAAUCUUUGUGGGAGAUACUUGACAGAGUAAGUUCACAGUAGAGAGCCAGAUGAUUCAUCACCAGAAGAAGGUCACGUGACGAUAAUGAGGAUUCUAUUUAUAGCCUCAAAUUGACCAAAUUUUAUCGGGACAAGCCAGGAGGACCACAUUCCCAAGAUGCAGUGGCGAUUUUCCUUCGUCCGGACCCAGAUAUUCCGCAGGAAGGUGAAAAAAAUCGUCAAAUACUUCCUCGCCUUCAUCAUCGUCGUCUUUUUCCUCCUCCUCCUCAUCGCGUCUGCCGAGCAGACGUGCCCGCCGGAAGGCUGUGGCAAGGUCACUGGCGGUCAAGCCAGCCCCUACGUCAUCACUCACCCUUACAGACACAGGAGGCCGAACUCCGACGUUAAGAGGAUACUCAGGUGGACUGGCUUCUUCGAGGACUUGUCCUGGGAGGAGACAGAUGACUCUUACUUCCAGCCCUGCAAGGUCAACAAGUGCACCAUGACCAACGACCGCGCCCUGCUAGACCAGAGCGAUGCCGUACUGUUCCACGUGGGGGCGCUGUGGAACUUCUGGAGGGGUGCGAGCCUGCCCAGUAGACGGCACGCGCAUCAGGUGUGGAUCCUCCACAACGUUGAACCCCCUCCCCGUGUCCCCCUCAACCUGGCCGCCUAUGCCGGGGUGUUCAACUGGACUGCCUGGUACAGAAGAGAUUCUGACGUCCCUGUGGGAUAUGGCGGCUACACCAGUUACCCACAACCCCCUAGCCUUAAGCUCAACAAGUCUGCCAAGGUCAACUGGGCGCGGGAAAACAAUCGCUUCUCCGCCUGGAUGUCCAGCAACUGCUAUGAUUACAACAGGCGACUACAACUGAUCACUGAGAUUAAGACACUGCUGGGCAAAGACAUGGACCUGUACGGGAAGUGUGGGGGCAAGCGGUGCCCGGAGACCAUUUGCUACGACACCCUCUCAAACUACAAAUUCUUCUUCACUUUCGAGAACGCCAACUGCAGAGACUACAUCUCUGAGAAGUUCUGGGCAGCAUUGCUUCGCCGCCAAGUUCCCGUUGUCCUUGGAGGCUCUUCGCCAAAAGACUAUGCCAAAGUUGCGCCGCCACAUUCCUUCAUCCACGUCAAAGAUUUCAAAGACACGAAGUCUCUGGUGAAAUAUCUGUAUCACUUAGCCAAUAACGAGACGGCUUACAACGAGUAUCUGGAGUGGACGAGUGAGCACGACAUCUACAGCGAGCUACCUGCGCGCCGGAAGUGGUGGUGUGAGCUGUGUGAAGCGUUGCAUGAUGAGAAGAGGCCGGCACAGACGUAUGAAGAUAUUGAUGGUUGGUUCAAGGAUGAUACGUGCCCACAGUGGUCGGUGGCAAACCAGCUGGGCCGUCUUCUCGAUGGAUUCAAGAUGAAGCUGAGGCUGAUCUAGCACGGCUAAAGGGAAC